Cutaneotrichosporon cavernicola is the source of this 1509-nucleotide messenger RNA. RefSeq lists its product as uncharacterized. The transcript is spliced from 11 exons. Lineage: Eukaryota; Fungi; Basidiomycota; Tremellomycetes; Trichosporonales; Trichosporonaceae. The record is from RefSeq and is a predicted model, not a curated record. The coding region runs from base 1 to 1509 and encodes 502 amino acids.
AUGCAUGUAUGUCCUGUCUGUGACGAGGGCAUCGACGCAAGCGAUAUCGCGUUUGAAGCCCACGUCAACUCCCACUUCCAAGGUGGCGACAAUCCAGAGGCGGACGACGGGUCGGACGACCAGGACGUCCAGUACCUGGGCGAGACUGGCGCGGACGACGGUGCCGUCCUCUGUUUCGUCUGCGGUGCUGAUUUAACCGGCCUCAGCGAAAUCCAACAGAACGCGCAUGCCUCGGCUUGUUUGGAUCGUCAGGAGGAUAGCGACCACUUUGAAUCCCAAUUCUUCUAUGGCUCGGAUGACGAUCGGAAGCAACAGAACGGUCGCAAAGCCAGGACCGUCGACCCAGGUCUCUGGGAUGGCAAUUCCUGGUCUGGGAAGGGCAAGAAGCACGAUGCUAGAGUCAAGGGUGACAAGUGGUGGGAUCCUGUACGUGGCGGCCUUGCAGACGAUGUCCUGCCACCGAACUUUUCCCCAGGUGUCAUGCCUGUUCUGAAGAAGCUCCUGCUGCACUCCGUGAAGCGCAGGGAGACAAGUCGGGCUGUCCUCACCCGCCACGCCGUGCACAUCAAGGGCGUGUUUGGCUUCGAUGGUUCUUGGGGAUGCGGAUAUCGCAACGCUGAGAUGACAAUCGCCUCGCUCCUCAUGCUCCCCAACUCGCCUUACACCUCUCUGUUCUCGGGGGAUGGCGAACCCGGAAUCCGUGCUAUUCAGGAGUGGAUUAACGAGGCCUGGCGCGAGCGCUACGACCUGCCUGGCCGCGCGCAGUUCAAGGGGGAGAUCAUGGGAACGUCCAAGUGGAUUGGGCCGUCGGACCUCUAUGCCAUGUUCUCUUACCUGGGUGUUCCAUGUACAAUCUACGAUUUCCCCAAGCCUAGCGACCGGCCCAUUCCUACUAAGGCCAACCCUGAACCCUCCUACGCACUCCUUUUGCGCUGGGUGCAGCAAUAUUUUGAGGCCGACGACUCCGAUCUUGACGAGGAUGGUGAUGCCAACUCUGACGAUCUGUUGCGGCCCACAUCCCCAGUUCGAAUCUCAGAUCGUCUCCCCUUGAUGCUGCAGCACAAUGGCCACUCGCGCACAAUCGUGGGGUAUGAGGUUGACCUCCGGGGACAGGUCAAGCUCCUGUUGCUGGAUCCGGGCAAGACCAUUUCGAAGGACGUGCGUGACGAAGGGCUCCAGCACCUGCGUCGUGAGCGUGCCAAGGUGCCGUCUCCCCAGGACGACUCUGACACUCCUGCGGCCCAAGGAUCGAAGAACAAGAUACGCGAGGGCGCCGAGGCUGCGUUGCCAACUUCAGGCGACGAAGUGGGCCCGGGUGGUUGGGUUAAGCGCAAGAUAAGCAAGCCCAAGCCUGGCAAUGCACUGAGCACGUCGUUAUCGGUGUUCCGCAUGAAGCCCCAACGGGAGCAGAAGGAAUUCCAGGUUCUGGCAUUCCCUGGCACCGCAAUGCUCCCGCCGGAGGAGCGCGCAGGCCGCCGCAAGGUCACAAGUGUCCGGAUCACGCAAUGA